CUUCUUCGGCGCCCGCGGUUGUGGACCGCCUCUCUGCUGUGGACCAAUCCGCUUCGGCUUCCUCUAUAAUUUUCUCCAAUCAGAGGAGGAGGGCGGGGAUCCGGACGGCCGUGGGCAGAGCGUGGUUUCUCUCCAGCGCCAGUGUGGGGAUUGCUUCAGAGAGUUUUCUUCCUACCUGUGGAUGUUGCUGCUGACAUGGAGAGGAUUGAGCAGCAGUUUGCUAAUCUACAUAUUGUUAGACGGUCCUCAGAACCAAAAGAGCCCACCUACCUGCUUGGCAUAGACACAUCGAAGACCGUCCAAGCAGAUAAAGGGAGCUUGGUUGCUGUUCUGUGUUCAAAUGCAUCUGUCAGAAUAUAUGAUAAAGAGACACUAAAUCUUCUACGAGAAUUUAAUGGCUCUCCCGGACUUCUUAAUGGAGUCAGAUUUGCGAAUUGCUGUGACAAUGUCUAUUCUGCAGGUACGGAUGGCACUGUCAAAUGCUGGGAUGCUCGGUUAGCUAGUGAAAAGCCCGUGCAGUUGUUCAAAGGUUACCCUUCCAACAUUUUUAUUAGUUUUGAUGUCAACUGCAAAGAUCAUGUCCUUUGUGCGGGUACAGAAAAAGUGGAUGAUGACGCCUUGCUGGUAUUCUGGGAUGCCAGGACCGCGUCUCAGGAUUCAUCUACUAGAGAGCCACUCGGGGCCUACUCAGAGACACACAGUGAUGACAUCACCCAAGUACGUUUCCAUCCCAGCAAUCCCAACAUGGUUGUCUCUGGCUCAACCGAUGGCCUGGUAAAUGUGUUUGAUAUCAGCGUGGAUAACGAAGAAGAUGCGCUGGUUGCGACCUGUAACUCUGUUUCCUCGGUGAGCUGCAUUGGUUGGUCCGGAAGGGAUUAUAAACAAAUUUACUGCAUGACACACGAUGAGGGAUUUUGCUGGUGGGAUCUUAAUCAUUUGGAGACUGAUGAACCAAUCACAUGUUUGAACAUCCAGGAUGUGAGAGAAAUAAGUGAUGGAAAAGAAGGUCCUCUGGACUAUCUGAUCGGCGGCCUAUAUCAUGAAAAGAUGGAUAGAUUGUUUGUUAUUGGAGGAACCAACACGGGAAGGAUUCACGUAAUGAGCUGCACCUCGUCGGGACUGACCCACGUGACUAGCCUUCACGGGGGGCAUGCAGCCACUGUUCGCUCUUUCUGUUGGAACGUGCCCGAGGACUCUUUGCUGACCGGGGGAGAGGAUGCACAGUUGUUGCUUUGGAAACCCGUAGCUGUAGAGAAGACCUUCCCAAAGAAAGACAGCUUGAAGAUAGCCUCCUCCGUGCAGCAGCGAGUUCGCGUCCACAGCACCGGUUCUUACAAGAGGAGGAAACAGCAGUGAUGUCGUGAUGGGGAUUUGCAGGCGCUUCUGGUUUCAAAUCAUUUUUGUUUCCUAUAGCAAAUGUUUUUAAAGCCUACCUGUAAAAGCAGCAAUUAGCAAAGUCCCAGACAAAUAUUGAGAAUGAUUUAAUUUGUGUCCAGACAUAACCUAUAAUAUUUUUAAAGCCUCCAGUUGAGCAUAAAAAUCAGUGACAUGACAGGGAAAUUAUAGGCCUGUAAUUUCCUUUUGAAACCCACCUGUUGAGUUAGUGAGUGUCAAGUUUGGAGAAAUCGCUCUGAAAAGGGCUCUUAGUUAGAUAGAUAGCUGGGGAGACCGUGGCACAGCUGGUUUGGGCUAUGCUUUUUUAAGAUCAAAGAUUUUGCAUUUGAAAUUAUCUUCACUGUCCACACGACAUCAGACUGUUGGGUGGUAUGAGGAGUUUGUGCUUGCUCACUGCACCUACCCCAUCACCUCUGAGCACCGACUCAGCAUCCUAGUGAGUCUAAACAGAAUUUUAUUUUUUUUUAGGAAUGAAGUAUACAUUUUUUUUAAUGAGAAAAAUAUAUUUAGUAACUACUUGCAUCUGUACUUUAAAAACUCUAUUUACACUUAGGUAACUGACACCCAGGUGCUUUGCUGUUGAAAAAGAAAUUAUCUUACUAGAUUCAUUUUAAGGCUUAGAGUAAGAUAAAGAAAUUAAAAUACAACAGCAGGGCUAUUCUAUUUCAAAAUAUUUUUUCAAUAAUAUGAUUAAAUUUCCUUAUUUCACCCAUAAUUUUAAACUUGAAGCUUUUUUUAUUGCCAGUGUGUGUGUGUGUGUGUGUGUGUGUAGAUGACAGGACAAUGUAAGAGUUUUAUCCUUCUACCAUGUUACCAUCUGGGUCCCAGGAAUUAAACCCAAGUCCUUAGGCUUCACAGUAGGUUCCCUUACUUACUGAGACAGUUUGGGGUGGGGUAGCAAUUAUUGCUAAUUUUGUCAUUUUUCCUAUAAAAAUUAUUUUUGUAACAAACUAUAGAAGUUAUCCCUGAAAGUAUAGUCUUGGUGGUGGCAUAAGCCUUUAAUCCCAGCAAUCAAGAGGCAGAGGCAGGUGGAUCUUUGAGUUCCAGCUGAGGCCAGCCUGGUCUACAAGAGCUAGUUCCAAGAGCGGCUCCAAAACUACAGAGAUACAGAGAAACCCUAUCUCAAAAAACAAAGUGUGUGUGUGUGUGUGUGUGUGUGUAUGUGUGUGUACAUACAUAUUUUGUAAAGUGCCUUAAUAAUAGAAAUUAAUAAGGUAAUCCUUUUUUGAGGGUGGGGGUAGAGGUUAAAACGAGGUUUUUUGUGUGGCCCUGGCUGUCCUAGAACUCUCUCUGUAAACCAGAGUGGCCUUGAACUCAGAGAUUUACCUGCCUCUGGCAUCCUAGUGCUGGGAUUAAAGGUUUAUUACUUAUUAUUUUAAAAAAUGUCUAUGUGUAUGUGUGCAUGACAUAUGUAUGCAAGUGUGUGUAGAGGCAGAAGAAGCAAAGCAUGACAGUGGCCAAGACAGACACCCUCGCCAGCGGGAAUCAAGGCUAGGUAGGCAGCAUUGCUGUUUCCUUAGUUCUCUUUGUGCGGAGGUCACCUCCCAUCCCGAAGUGCCGAAGUGGGGAAAGUCUUUCCUCCUUUAAGCCUUCCCAGAAGUGACCUCACAGAUCUGCCCAGAGGUGGGUCUUAGCUGAUUCCAUAAGGUGAUAAAAGUGCGCAGCCUUGAGCAUUAGCCUUUCCUUAGUGUGAACAGAGGGCAAUCACUGUCUGCACCCCCUUUCUGUAGGGUAGCACAUCGGAACAUCUUACUUCUCAAAUAUAACUUGCUGCCUAUCGAGCAACUCUCAACAGCUCUUCCCCUCCAUUUUAAGUGGAUGGAUUUAUGGUAUGCAAAUUAUAUCUCACAGUUGAAAAAAGAUACUACAUGUCUCAGUUACUAGUCUAUUGCUGUGAAAGAAGGAACACCAUGACCAGGACUUUUUGUUGUUGUUGUUUGUUUGAUUUUGGUUGUUUGAGACAGGGUUUCUCUAUAUCUUUGGAGCCUGACCUGGAACUCGUUUUGUAGACCAGGCAGGCCUCGAACUCAGAGAUCCACCAGCCUCUGCCUUCUGAGUACUAGGCUUAAAGGCAUGUGCCACCACCCAGCUGACCAGGACUACUUAUAAAAGAAAACAUUUAAUUUGGGGUUUGCUUACAGUUCCAGAGAGUGAGUCAUGACCGUCAUGGCAAGAAGAAUGGCGGCAGGCAGGCUUGGUCCUGGAGCAGUAGCUGAGAGCUUACACCUUAUCCUCAAGCCUGAGGCAGAGAGGAGACACUGGGCCUAGCAUGGACUUUUGAAAUCUCAACGCUCACCCCAGGUAACACAGUUCCUCCAACAAGGCUACACCUCCUAAUCCUUCCUAAAACAGUGUGAUCAACUAGGGAUCAGGCUUUCAAAUAUAUGAGCCUAUAGGGGCCAUUUCCAUUCAGAUCACCACACUAGGGAAGGCAGGAUUGAGGUAUAAAUCCUGUUGACUGGUAAGAUGAAAUUUAAGACUGUAUUGAUUUCAGAACUAGGUAAACACUGGAAAGGGCUCUACUCUUGUUAAUGUAUGAAUAUCUAUAAUCACAAUGCUAGAUAACUCAGCUCAGUGAAUUUUUGUAUUAAAAGCAUGACCCAGGCUGAAUAGUGGUGGCGCACACCUUUAAUUCUGGUGCUCGGGAGGCAGAGGCAGGUGGAUCUCUGAGUUUGAGGCCAGCCUGAUCUACAAAGUGAGUUCCAGUACAGCCAGAGCUAUUAUACAGAGAAAUCCUGUUUCAAAAAAAAAAAGAAAAGAAAAAGCAAAAGACAAAACCGUGACCCAAUAUAUUUAUCUCAAGAAUGUCAGGAUAACUUAACAGUAGAAAGUCAAUGGCAAUGGUGGACAUAAAAGACGGAAAUCAAAGUGCUCUUAAUUAAUACAGAGAAACCUUCGUGCAUCUUAAUAUUUUUCAGUUUCACAUUUAUUUAUAAAAAUAUAAGCAUCACAUAAGGAAUAAAAUACUGAAUGGGAAAGGUACAGUAUUAGGCAGAAUGCUAUUUUUCUGUCAUAAAACAGAAAUCCAGUCUUUUGCAGCAGCAUGGAUGGAACUGAAGAGCAGUAUGUCGAGUGAAAUAAGGACCAGAAAUGCAUCACAUGGACCUAGGAGGACUCGAAAUCCAUCUGCCUCUGAAGCCCGAGAUGAGAACGGUGGAUUCCAGAGGCUGCAGAGUUGAUGGAUGAGUACCAGGUUACAGUUAGAAACAAGUUGUUCUAGUGUGCUAUUCCAUAACAGAGUCAUUCAAAAGGUAGAAGAGGGCCUGGAGAAAUUACUUGGAGCUGAAGAACAUUGGCCGCUCUUCCAGAGGUCCUGAGUUCAAUUCCCUGCACCCACACGGCAGUUCACAGCCAUCUAUAACUCCAGAUCCAAGAUAUCAGGUGCACUCUUAUGGUCCCCAUGGGCACCAGGCAAGUGUGUGUUGCACAAACAUCCAUACAGGCAAAAUACCCAUACAUAUAAAAUACAUAUUAAAAAGUUGUAAGAGAGUUGGCACAAUGGCUCAGCAGGUAAAGGGAUUUGCCAUCAAGCCUGACAACCUAAGUUCUAUUUUUAGGACCUUCAUCAUGUAUGGGAGAACUAACUUCCUGACAUCUACCAAGCAUCUUAAUGUCCACGUGCACACAAAAAAAUAAAUCAUUUUUAAAAAGUAGAAGAGCUCUUAACCACUGGGCCAUUUCUCCAAACUCUCCUGCUUGCUUUUCUAUGAGGUACACUUUAUGUUUUCUAUUUGUCUGAACUAAAACUUCUGUUUAAGAAAUUAAGCCCCCCCAAACAAACAAGCAAACAGGAGUGAAGGGAGAGGAGGAGUCUAAGUACCUACCCUGCAGCAGUACUAGUCUCUUUCAGAACUUUUCAGAUGAUCCCUAGAAGCAGGUGCCAAUUGAGAAAACUAGAGCCUGGAAAGGUCAAGUUGAUUUUUUAUUUUAGGGACAGGCUAGCCCAAAGAUCAAUAUUUUAGCAAAGGAGGACCUUGAACUCUCGAUCCUCUAGCUCACACCUCUGGUGUUAGGAUUACAGGCAUUCACCACCAUUCCCAGUCUUGAGGGUUGCUGGGAAGUGAAUCCAGGGCUUUGAGCAUGCCUAAUAAACACUGAAUCAAAUGAGCUACAUCCUAAACGUUUUUGUGUAUGUAUGUGCAUGCGUGUAUGUAUAGGAGCUUAAAUGUGUAUUGGAUAUCAUGAGGCAGGGUCGCUCACUGAACCUAGAGCUUCCCAAUUCAGCUAGAGGGGCUGGUUAGCAACUUCAAUACCCCUAUCUCCACCUCCCUGGUGCUGGGGUUACAGAUGUAUGCUCCAUAACAAACUCUAACCACUGAGCCAUGUCUUCACUUGAUGAAGUCCAACAUAGCCAGUUUGCCUUACACAGGCUAUGAAAAUUCCACUACUGGGCUACCUCCCUGAUCUUUUCUUUUUUCCUUUCUUUUAUUGUGGGCAGUUUCUCUUUCCCCGUUUGCUAGACUGCUCUUUGGUGCACAUCUAGCCACCACCAGUCUUUCUUUUUUCUUAAUACUUUGAUGUUAAAUUGUGGAUAUUUUGAUGAAGAAAAUCUUAUGAUGGCACUUUGAUAUAUUGUAAAAUAACCAUGUCCUCUUCUACAUCCUCAAAUCACUUACAUAGGAUCACCAAGAAUAAAUACUUCUUACAACUAGUUUCUUAAAAUAAAAUAUAUCUGCUGUCUCAAAACCUGUAAUAUCUCAUUGCCAUCUGUCCAAUCACUUGUCAGCUAACCACAGCUUACUAUAAGAAUAAAUUACAUAGCUAGAAGAGAUAAUGUUCUCACCACAAAGAACGAUAAAUGUUUGAGGUGAUGAAUAUGCUAAUUAUUCCGGUUUGAUCAUUAA
This is a messenger RNA of Alexandromys fortis (reed vole), 6239 nucleotides long. RefSeq names its product WD repeat domain 89 (gene Wdr89). Lineage: Eukaryota; Metazoa; Chordata; Mammalia; Rodentia; Cricetidae. The transcript has 2 exons. The record is from RefSeq and is a predicted model, not a curated record. The coding region runs from base 196 to 1356 and encodes 386 amino acids. Gene Ontology annotation, molecular function: protein binding.